Lactuca sativa (garden lettuce) is the source of this 2019-nucleotide messenger RNA. RefSeq names its product CMP-sialic acid transporter 3. Gene Ontology annotation, cellular component: Golgi membrane. Gene Ontology annotation, molecular function: pyrimidine nucleotide-sugar transmembrane transporter activity. The record is from RefSeq and is a predicted model, not a curated record. Lineage: Eukaryota; Viridiplantae; Streptophyta; Magnoliopsida; Asterales; Asteraceae. Gene Ontology annotation, biological process: pyrimidine nucleotide-sugar transmembrane transport.
CGUACCGUCAAAUUUUAUCAUUUAAUGAGCAAAUGUCGGUGAGCUUUCCACAGAUCACAGCAAAGCGUCAACCACGGUGGUGUAAUUCUAAAGCAAAAUAAUUCAAUUCAGAUCGAUUCGAUUUGUACAACAAACUCUCCAUUCCAUUUCUCAGCAUAUUCUUCGCAUCGACAGAAUCGCGGGAACUCAAUUCUGUAACAUCUCGCAUCUUCUAGGGUUUAUUUCGCACCUCAUUGCAUUGAUUCAACCGCUGCCAGUUGAAUUCCGGUGGCGACACCAUCAGAUCUAAGCCUAAUCUAUAAUAUCUUGUUUUCUCAGAUCAUAUAAUUCAGUCCUGACAUUUGGAGGAAGGAGAAAGUGAGCGAGGGAGGCUUUGGAAUUUGGAUGAUGAAACAAGGCAUGAUAGAAUGCAGUGUCUGUCAUUCUAAGUUGGUGAAUCCAUCCGCAAAGACAGUCUCACGAGCUUAUGAUCGACAUCGAAGCAAGCUUUCAAAAAAGCAUCGUGCACUCAAUGUUCUCUUGGUUGUUGGUGACUGCAUGUUAGUUGGCUUACAGCCGAUUUUGGUGUACAUGUCCAAAGUUGAUGGGAAGUUCAAUUUUAGCCCCAUCAGUGUUAACUUUCUGACAGAAGUUGCAAAGGUUGUCUUUGCACUUGUCAUGCUUCUAAUUCAGGCUAGAAAUCAGAAGAUUGGAGAGAAGCCACUUCUUUCUGUAUCCAGCUUUGUACAGGCAGCUCGCAACAAUGUGCUUCUUGCUGUUCCAGCAUUCCUCUAUGCUAUUAAUAACUACCUAAAGUUCACAAUGCAGCUUUAUUUUAAUCCUGCAACUGUAAAGAUGCUAAGCAAUUUGAAGGUCUUGGUAAUUGCAGUUCUCUUAAAAAUGGUGAUGAAGCGUAAAUUUUCAAUAAUUCAGUGGGAGGCUCUUGCUUUGUUGCUUAUUGGAAUCAGCAUAAAUCAAAUGCGUUCUUUACCUGAGGGCUCUACUGCAAUGGGUCUUCCAGUUGCAAUGGGUGCAUAUGUCUAUACAUUUAUCUUUGUAACUGUUCCAUCUAUGGCUUCAGUCUUCAAUGAAUAUGCACUCAAGAGUCAAUACGACACUAGCAUCUACAUGCAGAAUUUGUUUUUAUACGGAUAUGGUGCUAUUUUCAACUUCCUAGGCAUCCUUGGAACUGUCAUUAUUAAAGGUCCUGAAAGCUUUGAUAUUUUACAAGGACAUUCAAAAGCUACGAUGCUUUUAAUUGUGAACAAUGCAGCUCAAGGAAUUUUAUCCUCUUUUUUCUUCAAAUAUGCUGACACAAUUUUGAAAAAGUAUUCAUCAACAGUUGCUACAAUCUUCACUGGCUUUGCAUCUGCAGCUUUAUUUGGUCACACUCUUACUAUAAAUUUUAUGCUUGGAAUUUCCAUUGUUUUCAUCUCAAUGCAUCAGUUCUUUUCGCCUCUUGCUAAAGUUAAGGAGGAUGAAAAUGGAGUAUUGGAGUUGGAGCCAGUUCAAAGCAAUCAUAGGGACGCUUUCGUAAAUAUCGCAGCAGGUGCUAACGAAGAGGCUACUCAUCAUGUAGAAGCUGAUGAAAGAAGGCCUCUCCUUCCUACUUGAAUUGGCAACAAAGUUUCUUCUUUGAAGUGUUUUGUGGGACCCAGGUGAAGAAGAAGGAAAAAAGAAAAGGAUACUUUACAAUGAUGAUGAUAAUGAUUGUGGAUAUGGUUGAAAAAGUAUACUCAAGUUUAGAUAGAACUUUAAUAUCAUUGUAUACAAACAACAUGUUAAGAAGAUAAAAAAAAUCGGGAAUUUUUAUUUGUGUAUUGUUUUUACCUUUACCUUUACCUUAGAGAAAGACCACUCAUCCAACAUUCAAAUUCACCACUUUUUUGGUUGUGUGCAAGUGUAAAUCUAGGAGAAUUUUUGAUGUGUUUUAUUCCUUGUAAUAUUUGGGUUCAAGAGCAUUAUUAUUACUUGUAAUCUCCUCAAAUUCGUUUUUGAGUUUUGUUUUAUCAACAUAUAUGAACUUAAAUGUCUUUUACA